AAAACAUCCUUGCCUCCGCAGCAACAAACGGGUCGGUUGUCAUCUGGGAUUUGAACAGGCCUUCUCGUUUAAAACAAGAACAUGUUUUUGCGGAUCACAAGCGUUCCGUGAACAGGGUCAACUUUCACAGUGGAGAACACCAGCUUCUCAUCAGCGGAUCUCAAGACGGCAAUGUCAUCCUCUUCGACGUCAGGAAGAAAUCUGUUAGUUCAAGGUUCGUGGCAAAAGGAUCAGAGAGUGUACGAGAUGUUCAGUUCUGUCCAAACAGCUACUUCACAUUUGGCGCCACGUACGACAACGGCAACGUCCAGAUCUGGGACAUGCGUCGGCCUGACCGGUAUGAGAGUGUGUUCACCGCCCACUCCGGACCAGUGUUUUCCCAUGACUGGCAUCCUGAAGACAAGAACUGGAUGGCAACUGCCGGGCGAGACAAACUCAUACGGCUUCAGCAGGUGGCCCAGAUAUGGGGGUUGUUGAAGAUGAUGUUCGGGCCGACCACACAGACCCUCACGCACGUCUCGAAGCUGGUCCAGAGCUCUGGCGAUAAACAGGAUGCAGAAAAAGGCUCACUGAAGCAGAUGGGUGCAAGUAAACCCUUGGCCAAAAGCAGUAGUGAAAUGAUCGGAAAUAAAGACUCUGACAUCGAGAAGACAGCGACAGAGAUGACGUCCGGUAACAGCGAUGACUCCUCAGACUCGGAGAGUUCCGAACCACGUGAAAUGACAGACAUAGCCAGCGGUCUGGCCAGCAAACAUACCGGGGAUUUCUUCUUUGGGGAUGGAGAACAGGAUGUUCUGGGAUUCAGCAUCGACUACGUGUCACGCCUCGAGAAACCAGAGAAGGACUGGACUCUUCCUAGUGAGGCAUUCCAGCCACGUCAUGAGAUCUCAGACCGUACGACCCCUCCGGAACAGAUGGAGAGCAGACAUGACAGUUUGAUCAGCUCAGGGAAUGCCACAGAUAUUAUCACACGUACCGUGCCUUCCGAGUCGGAGGAACAAGAUUUCCUCCUGGCUGUGUCCAAAAUUCCAAAUAUGUCAUCACUGAACUCGAAGAACUGUGUAGCGCAGCUUCUCAGAGACUUUGCAGAACAGGGUGAUGUACAGACUCCAGUGUCCGUUCUUCUAGUCCUGGGAGACAGGGUGAGAUCUGUCAUAGAGGAACAAACUCAGGAAAACUGGUUCCAUUGUUACAUAGAAAUGCUUGGCAGAUAUAAACUGUGGUCGAAAGCAAAUGAAAUCAUCAAACUAAGCCACGUCCCCCAAGUGAAGUAUUUGAACCAAGAGUCCACAACUAUCAACACCCUUUGUGCCAGAUGUAACCGUGGUCUGCAGCAGAACCGAUGGCUCUGUGAGAGAUGUAGAGUGGCAGCCAACCUCUGUAGUAUAUGUCACCAUCCAGUGAAAGGCCUGUUUGCCUGGUGCCAGGGCUGCUGCCACGGGGGGCACCUGCAGCACAUGAAGGAGUGGCUGGAGACAAGCAAGUACUGCCCCACAGGCUGUGGCCACAGGUGUGAAUACUCCUGACAGGAACAGCAUGUACUGCCCCACAGGCUGUGGCCACAGGUGUGAAUACUCCUGACAGGAACAGCAUGUACUGCCCCACAGGCUGUGGCCACAGGUGUGAAUACUCCUGACAGGAACAGCAAGUACUGCCCCACAGGCUGUGGCCACAGGUGUGAAUACUCCUGACAGGAACAGCAAGUACUGCCCCACAGGCUGUGGCCACAGGUGUGAAUACUCCUGACAGGAAGAGCAAGUACUGCCCCACAGGCUGUGGCCACAGGUGUGAAUACUCCUGACAGGAACAGCAUGUACUGCCCCACAGGCUGUGGCCACAGGUGUGAAUACUCCUGACAGGAGUGAAUGCUUCAGACACCAAAUUUCGUUACUUCCCUGUCAGGAGUAUAACAAGAUCUCCCGACAGCAGGAAUAACAUGUUUAUUUGUGAUAGAACACUCCGAGACAAUCCUGACAGGAACCACGAUAAUUCUUUCCUUCCAGAAGUCUGGUGAAGAUCGUGCUAGUUAUCUGAAUGACAAAACAUCUUCAAGCAUCCUCCCAACAGGAUUCCCCAUAUCAACCCUGACCAGAGAGUAACGCGAGGAUGUUUAUGCCAUUUGAAUGCCUUCACCAGUUCCUUACACCAGUCUUGACAAAGCCACUUGGAGUGUUUCAGACAUGGACAUGUCAUAUGCUGAUCUCAGUCUUACCUCACAGCAGAACUCCAUCUAUCAUUUUAACUUCAUCUGUGGAACCAUAGACAUAUCAUCCUAGGUGGCAGAGGUUAGCUUCGUAAUCAGAGGACCUGGGUUAAUAUGUCCUCAUUUGCAUCUACCGUAUUUCCUCUAAUAAGCACCCAGGCACUUUUUUCAACGGACUUCCAG
This is a messenger RNA of Haliotis rubra (blacklip abalone), 2386 nucleotides long. RefSeq names its product GATOR complex protein WDR24-like. The transcript has 11 exons. Gene Ontology annotation, biological process: positive regulation of TOR signaling. The record is from RefSeq and is a predicted model, not a curated record. Gene Ontology annotation, molecular function: protein binding. The annotation marks the transcript as partial. Lineage: Eukaryota; Metazoa; Mollusca; Gastropoda; Lepetellida; Haliotidae.